AUGUCAUCCAUAUUCUCUUUCUUUUUCCUCCUUAUAAUUACAACGUUUAUUGCUGCGAGUCAAAAUUAUGUCCUCGAAAAGUUCGGGAACGAUACUACUGAACUGAUCCGUUAUAUUACUAAGGGUGAUGGAGCCGGAUUAGCUUAUCAGUGGCUUAGCACAUUGGUUGAUGGUUUUGGACAUCGUAUGGUUGGCUCUGAUAGUUUGGAAGAAGCGAUUGAUUUCCUAGCAAAAAGUUUGGAAGAAGACGAUUUUGAUGAUGUGCACACAGAGGAAGUACCAAAUUUGCCAAAUUGGGUUCGCGAAGACGACAACGUUGAAAUAAUUGAACCACGGCAUCAGCGGCUUAAUGUGCUAGCUCUUGGAGGAUGCGAACCAGCUAAUAUAACCGGAGAAGUUGUUGUCAUUCGUGACCUCGAUGAUUCCAAGUUCAUUAACGUCAGCGGAAAGAUUGUCGUAACAGCACAACAAUUUAAAGGAUAUCCACAAACGGUUAAAUAUCGACAAUCAGUAAAACUGUUCGAAUCACUGGGUGCCAUUGGCGUUUUAAUAAAAUCUGUAACAUCAUUUUCCAUUAAUUCACCUCAUACUGGCAGUGGUGCAGAGGGUGCAAGAAUACCGGCUGCUUCUUUGACAAUAGAACAAGCUGACAUGAUCGAUCGAAUGUUUCAGAACGGCGAAAAGAUUGUAAUCCGAAUGAAUAUGAAGUCUCAUAGCGAGAAUCAUACUACAACAUCUAGAAAUCUCAUCUUCCAAAUUACCGGUGAGAAAUUUCCGUCUGAAGUAGUACUGUUAUCAGCACAUUUGGACAGUUGGGAUGUUGGACAAGGCGCAAUGGAUGAUGGCGGUGGUUGUGCUGCUGUAUGGAGUGCUUUAUAUUCUUUGAAACAAUUAGCUAAAAAAAAUGCUGCUUUCAAGCCAAAACGAACAAUUCGAGGAAUAUUUUGGACUUCAGAAGAACAAGGAUUUUUGGGUGCAAAACAUUAUUAUAAUACUCAUAAAAAUGAUACAAAUGAAACAUUUUAUUUUGUAUCUGAAACCGAUACAGGAGCAUUCAGACCAGUCAAUUGGUUUUCUCAUCUAUCCUUCAGUGGUGAUCAGCAACAUAUGAAACGAUUGGAUGAAAUAGUACACUUGUUGAACAGAAAUGGUAUACUGCUUGGACUGAUGAAUAACCCAAGUCAGGGUGACGUUAGGUUCUGGGCUAAGGAUGGAAUACCGUCAGUUAAUUACAUACCUGACAAGGCCAUCGAUUAUUAUUUCUAUUUUCAUCAUACUGGUGGUGAUUAUAUAACGAUAUUCAAGGAUGGAGAUCUGGAGUAUACAGCAUCAAUUUUUGCUGUUUUGGGACAUAUAAUCGCCAAUAUGGAUAAUUGGGGACCGACGUAA
Molecule: messenger RNA, 1389 nt
Organism: Brugia malayi
Lineage: Eukaryota; Metazoa; Nematoda; Chromadorea; Rhabditida; Onchocercidae
Product: leucyl aminopeptidase, putative
Exons: 10
Coding region: 1-1389 (462 amino acids)
Biological process (GO): peptide catabolic process; proteolysis
Molecular function (GO): metallodipeptidase activity
Source: RefSeq, a predicted model, not a curated record